AAUCGAAUGCCAAUCUAUUAAAUUCAUUCACUCGCCGAGUGCUUUUGAAACAAAAGAACUUUCAAACCUUUCAAUGUACUUGGUGUUCAAUCGGUUGUAGUUAUUUUGUAGAAUUGUUUUUUGUUGGGUAAUGAAAGUUUUAUUCUAUCAUUCGAUUAGUUAAAUUAAGUUUUGAACCCUGUACGACGACUUCAGAGCGGAGCCAUCUUGCUAUCUAUAAUCAAAGGUCCUUGGCUCACGGUAUCAUUGUCUGGAGAAUAGCCAGUUUAAUAUUAGCACGUAAUCUCAAAUGGCGUUAAAAAGAAUUAAUAAGGAACUGCAAGAUCUUGGCAGGGAUCCUCCAGCGCAAUGUUCAGCAGGACCAGUAGGAGAUGAUUUAUUUCAUUGGCAAGCAACAAUAAUGGGCCCACCUGACAGUCCUUAUCAAGGAGGUGUGUUUUUUCUCACAAUUCACUUCCCGACAGAUUACCCAUUUAAACCACCAAAAGUUGCAUUUACGACAAGAAUAUAUCAUCCAAAUAUAAACAGCAAUGGAUCAAUUUGUCUUGAUAUAUUACGUUCACAGUGGUCACCAGCACUCACUAUAUCUAAAGUUUUAUUAUCUAUUUGUUCAUUACUGUGUGACCCAAAUCCUGAUGACCCAUUGGUGCCUGAAAUAGCACGGGUAUACAAGACAGAUAGAGAAAAAUACAAUGAACUGGCAAGGGAAUGGACGCGUAAAUAUGCUAUGUGAUUUCCAUGCCAUAAAUUACCCGUCCGAAAUGUACUGCAAGCCCAAUAUGUGAAAGCUACCAUCUAAACUGAAUUGAUAUAUUAUAUACAAUUUGGGUGCUCCUUAACUAUAAUUAUUAUUUGGUCAUGUAAGUUAAGAACUUAUAUUAUACAUAACUACACACUAUGGACUUGUGUGCAAGCUUCAUUAUCAGUGAAGCAGCAACUUUUAAAACAGUUAUGUUUGUGAAAUACAUUUUUUAUCUACUAAAAUCUAAUCAUGUGCUGGGUACGCAUUGUCUAAAUUGUAAUAAAAAUGUUAGUUAAUAGAAUUGUUUUCUUAGACAGACAUUUUAAAUGUAUUUCGAAAAUAUUACUGUCACAUGUGAAUCUGUGAAAUGUGUCGGUUUCAUUGCCAAAGUCACAUGUAAUGUUU
Molecule: messenger RNA, 1147 nt
Organism: Ctenocephalides felis (cat flea)
Lineage: Eukaryota; Metazoa; Arthropoda; Insecta; Siphonaptera; Pulicidae
Gene: eff
Product: ubiquitin-conjugating enzyme E2-17 kDa
Exons: 5
Coding region: 290-733 (147 amino acids)
Biological process (GO): ubiquitin-dependent protein catabolic process; protein polyubiquitination
Cellular component (GO): nucleus
Molecular function (GO): ubiquitin conjugating enzyme activity
Source: RefSeq, a predicted model, not a curated record